ACAACGCAUCCAUCAGCUACUCAGUCUUGAAACCAUUCAAGACAAAGUCAUGGAAAUAAAUUGACAGAAACAACACGAAGAGGAAGGAGGAACAUCCAAUUAGAAAACAGUUAAAAGGGUAAUGGGAGAAGUUCAAGGUAAACAGAACAUGCAGUCACCUUGCCUGAAUGAAGUCACUCAAGUAUGCCCACAUAGCUGUUGUCCAUCUCCUUUCUUUAACUCGCCGGAGCCUCUGAACAAAGUCUCCAAGCCUAGAAGUAUUUCUGCCGAUUGUCGUCGAGACUUUGUUGCAACAACUACUUCUUCUAUUUUCCCCAACACCCAAUUCACCAAUCAUGAAUCUCUCCCAUCUCUGCAAAAAUCUUUCUCUGAUUUUUCCAAAGCUUAUCCGCAGUAUGCUGACACAUAUCAAAUUGAUCAAAUAAGAGCCACAGAGUACUAUCAUCUCUCACUCUCCAACCAUAUUUGUCUUGAUUACAUUGGCAUAGGCCUCUUCUCUUAUUAUCAGUUGCAGAACCAAGAGUCUUCUAAGUAUCAAACUGCAUCUUCUUCUUCCCCUUCCCCUUCCCCUUUACCGCAAGCUUCACCCGCUCAAAUUUCGGAUAUUCCUUUCUUUAGUGUGUCCUACAAGACGGGGAAUCUGAAGACGCAAUUACUUCAUGGGGGGGCUGAAUCAGAACUGGAAUCUGCAAUGAAGAAAAAGAUCAUGAAUUUUCUGAAUAUUUCUGAGAAUGAUUACAGCAUGGUUUUCACUGCAAACAGAACAUCAGCUUUCAAACUUUUAGCGGAAUCUUAUCCGUUCCAGUCUAGUCAGAAACUUCUAACAGUUUAUGACUACGAGAGCGAGGCGGUGGAAGCCAUGAUAAAUACUUCUGAGAAGAAGGGAGCAACAGUCAUGUCAGCUGAGUUCUCAUGGCCAAGACUGAGGAUUCACACUGCAAAAUUGAAAAAAAUGUUAGUGAGUAAGAGCAAGAAGAAAAAGAAGAGGGGACUAUUUGUGUUCCCUCUUCAUUCUAGAGUGACAGGGGCAAGAUAUCCGUAUCUGUGGAUGAGGAUCGCUCAGGAGAAUGGUUGGCACAUCUUGAUCGAUGCUUGCGCUUUGGGGCCAAAAGAUAUGGACAGUUUUGGCCUCUCCCUCCUUCGCCCGGACUUCCUCAUUUGUUCCUUCUACAAGAUUUUUGGGGAAAACCCAUCUGGUUUUGGAUGCCUAUUUGUUAAAAAAUCAACUGUUCCAAUUCUGGAAGGUGAAACGAGUUCCGGAAUGGUCAGUCUUCUACCGGCAAAACAGUUUUGUUUAAUGGAAGAAUCUUUGAGUGCCAAAACAGAACUUGAACAGACAUCAAAGUUUAAGCAACAAGUGGAUGAACUAUCAGCAUCAAACUCAUUCUCAGGUCCAAUAUCCAUUCAAACACUGGGGAUUAUAAAAGUGGAGCCAGAAGAAAUUCCCAAGAUUCAAAAGUCCGAAAUUGUGGCAAAACCAAAAGGAAGUGAAGCUUCUGAAACUAAAGGAGAUGAGAUCAUAGAAAUUGAAUGCAGGGGUUUGGAUCAGGUGGACUCAUUGGGGCUGACAAGGAUUAGUAGAAGAGCAAGGUGUCUGAUCAAUUGGCUGGCGAAUGCAAUGUCAAAGCUCCUACAUCCUAACACAGAUGGGGUUGCCCUGGUUAAAAUAUAUGGGCCAAAGAUAAAAUUUGAUCGGGGACCUGCAUUGGCAUUCAAUGUAUUUGAUUGGAAAGGGGAAAAGGUUGAACCUGUUCUUGUUCAAAAGCUUGCCGAUCGAAAAAAUAUAUCUCUUAGCUAUGGAUCAUUGCAUCACAUAUGUUUCUCGGACAAGUAUCAAAGAGAGAAGGACAAAGUUCUUGAUAAAAAUGGCAUGGCGGAAAGCAAGAAGAAAGAUAAAAAAGACCCCGGAAUAACUGUAGUUACCGCUUCACUAGGAUUUCUAGCCAAUUUCGAAGACAUUUACAGGCUUUGGGCUUUUGUUGCUCAAUUUCUAGAUGCAGACUUUGUUGAGAAGGCCAGAUGGAGAUACACAGCUCUUAAUCAGAAGACGGUUGAAGUCUGAAGAGAAUAUGCAAAUAUUGAAAGCCAUGCGACAAAUUGUAAAUUUCCAGAAGAGCAGAGAGGUAGCCAGUCCAGAUGGUCUUCCACAUUGUGUGUGUUCAAAGCUUUAGUUUUUCAAUAUUUUGUGGUUUCAAGUUUCAUGUUCAUUUCAAUGUGAGAAAUUGUACGUUUAAUUCAAGCAAAGUUUGAUAAUUGAAAAUACGUGUUUGCACAUU
Molecule: messenger RNA, 2276 nt
Organism: Pistacia vera
Lineage: Eukaryota; Viridiplantae; Streptophyta; Magnoliopsida; Sapindales; Anacardiaceae
Product: molybdenum cofactor sulfurase
Exons: 1
Coding region: 122-2062 (646 amino acids)
Source: RefSeq, a predicted model, not a curated record